GCAUGUAUUGCAGUACAAUAAAACAAACGCUUCUUGUUUUAUUUCGCUCCCUAUUGGUCCGAUUCUGUCCCCACUAAUGUCUGUCGGCGCGGAAACCGAAUACCCGGCAACUGAAGUUAGAGCUUCUGCAUAAGACAUCUGCUGAAGAUUCACAAGAAUGGAGAAUGGCAGGACCCAAUUUCCAUUUCCCUACCAGCCCUAUAACAUCCAGGAGCAGUUUAUGGAAGCAUUGUACAGUGCACUUGGCCAGGGCAAAGUUGGAAUCUUUGAAAGUCCAACUGGAACGGGAAAGUCACUGAGUCUAAUAUGUGGAGCGCUGAGCUGGCUCAUGGACUAUGAGGAGAGGAGGCAACAGGAGGCAGCUGCUCUGCUGCAGGAAGGAGAAGCAGCUCUUUCUGCUCCCACUGCUCAGUCCUUUACUACCAGCACCCCAGCAGAGCCUGACUGGGUCACUGAUUUUGUUCAGAAAAAGGCAGAACGUGAUUUGGUGUCAAAGUUGAAGGAGGAAGAACUGAAAAGAAAGAAGAGGGAAGAACGGUUAGAAAUGAUCAGAACCAACGUUCAGCUGAAGUAUGCAAUGAAAAGAAAGAGCAAUGAAGAUGAUGAAGCAUUCAAGUUGCUCAAGCUUGGGAUAGAGGAACAAAUACAGGCACCAGGAGUUCAAGAGGACGAGGAGCUCAUUAUCGCAGAAUAUGAGAGCGAUGAUGAGUCAAAGAGCAAAAGCAGAUUUUAUGAUGAUGAAGAUGAUGAGCUGGUUGAAGAACAUGUUACUAAGAUUUACUACUGCAGUCGCACUCACUCCCAGCUGGCCCAAUUUGUCCACGAGGUUCAAAAGAGUCCCUUCAGCAAGGACAUUAGUCUGGUUACACUGGGCUCACGGCAGAAUCUGUGUAUCAAUGAGGAAGUGCGUCACCUGGGCAGCAUCCAGCGCAUUAAUGACCGCUGCAUGGAGAUGCAGAAAAACAAACAUGAGAAGCAACAUCAUGAGGAGGGUGUGAAACAAAAGCGAGGUCCAUCAAAGACUGUGUGUCCCUACAAUAAAGCUUCAGCACUGCAGCAGAUGAGGGAUGAAGUUCUGGGAACAGUCCACGACGUAGAGCAGUUGCUGAAGCUGGGCAGGGAAACUCAUUCAUGCCCUUAUUACGCCACACGCCUCGCUAUCCCCCCUGCACAGUUGGUGGUGUUACCCUAUCAGAUGGUGCUUCAUGAAGCUACAAGAAGGGCAGCAGGUGUCCAGCUGAAGGGACAGGUGCUGAUCAUAGAUGAAGCUCACAAUCUUAGUGACACGCUCUCCUCUAUGCACAGUGCAGAGCUGACUGGAGCCCAGCUUUGCCGUGCCCACUCCCAGCUCACUCAGUAUGCUGAUCGAUAUAAGAGCAGGCUGAAGGCAAAGAACCUGAUGUAUAUAAAACAGAUUCUGUUUGUGAUUGAAGGACUUGUCCGUGCGCUGGGAGGUAAGGUGGGACAGAAUCCACAGAGCCAGAUUACACAAACAGGAACAGAGAUGCUUUCCAUUAACAACUUCCUCUUCAAGGCUCAGAUCGACAACAUCAACUUGUUUAAGUUACAGAAAUACUUUGAGAAGAGCAUGAUCAGCAGAAAACUGGGAGGCUUUGUAGAGAAGUACGCAGGUUCAGGUGUGAGUUUACAAACUCAUAGCAAUUCCAACAAAGAGAACAGACGCACAGAGGGCUUAAACCGCUACCUUCAAACACUACAGAGCAACCAGAGCACUGCACCAGUCUCUUCGGCAGACCAGCAGGGGUCUGUAGAGGCAGAGAAAGUGCUGUCUGCAUCUCCUAUGAUGCAGGUGGAGGGUUUCUUCAUGGCUCUCACCAGCAGCAACACUGACGGCAGAGUGGUGGUGCACAGACAAGGUACUUUAUCAGAAAGCAGUGUUAAGUUCCUGCUCUUGAAUCCAGCAGUCCACUUUGCCCAGGUACUGAGAGAGUGCAGAGCAGUCAUCAUCGCAGGAGGAACCAUGCAGCCUGUUUCAGACUUCAAACAAGAGCUACUGUUUUCUGCUGGAGUUGGAGAGGAGCGCAUCACUGAGUUUUCCUGUGGCCAUGUAAUUCCUCCAGAGAACAUUCUUCCUCUUGUCCUGUGCAGUGGUCCCUCUGGUCAGGAGCUGGAUUUUACUUUCCAAAGCAGGGAUUCUCCACAAAUGAUGGACGAGACAGGGCGCAUUCUCUCCAACAUCUGUAAUGUGGUCCCAGGGGGGGUUGUGUGUUUUUUCCCUUCAUACGAGUAUUCAAGGCGGAUCAUCGCUCACUGGGAGGCUAGCGGUGCUCUGGCACGUCUGGCUAACAAGAAGAAGAUCUUCCAGGAGCCAAAGAAGGCAAACCAGGUAGAGCAGGUGCUGAGCGAGUUCUCCCGUUGUAUUCAGAGGUGUUCUCUUGACAGCAGUGGACUUACAGGAGCCUUACUGUUCUCUGUGGUCGGAGGAAAGAUGAGCGAGGGCAUCAAUUUCUCUGAUGAUCUGGGCAGGUGUGUGGUGAUGGUGGGAAUGCCGUAUCCCAACAUCAAGUCCCCAGAGCUGCAGGAAAAGAUGUCCUACAUGGAUAAACACCUGCCUCACAGUAGAGGGAGGAGCCCUGGCCAAACACUAAUAGAAAACCUCUGCAUGAAGGCUGUCAAUCAGUCCAUAGGAAGAGCUAUCCGUCACCGUGGUGACUACUCCUCCAUUGUGCUGUGUGACAAACGUUACUCCAGACCUGCUACUCUCUCUAAACUUCCCACAUGGAUCAGAGAUCGCACCAACACGUAUACAACUUUUGGAGCUUUUUUUUCUGCCUUGCGGAAGUUUUUCCUGGAGAAGAAGCAGAAGCACGAGUAGUUUCACUCCAAAUGGGCUCAACCGACAUCUCUCAAGCAUUCAGGUUCACGAGAAGGGGACAAGUCGGAGGUUAGGAAGAACUUCGGGAAAAUCAAGUGCAACAGAAGUCACCCUGCAAUUUUAGCAAUUUAAGAAAGUGAAUCUGUUCCAAAAAAUACUGGAAGAUAGUUAGAGGGCCUUUGUAAUAAGUUCCUUAAUACAGCCCUUUCAUGGUGCUUUAUGUUUACAGGUUUGAAUAUUUUGUUCCCAUCAGAGCCAAGUGUCAUUAACUGGAGCUCAAAUGUUAACCAGGAGGCAGUUUUGUCUGUUUCAGUACUUAAUACUUGUUUUACAUCUUGUUCUCUGUUUUGGCCAAGUAAACCUAUCGAAUCAAUUAAAGAAUAAUGAAUCCAAGUAUCUGCGGACACAGACUAAAGGGGCAUUUAUCAGUUUGACUCACUUGUAUCAGUCUGG
Molecule: messenger RNA, 3289 nt
Organism: Monopterus albus (swamp eel)
Lineage: Eukaryota; Metazoa; Chordata; Actinopteri; Synbranchiformes; Synbranchidae
Gene: ddx11
Product: DEAD/H (Asp-Glu-Ala-Asp/His) box helicase 11
Exons: 28
Coding region: 158-2836 (892 amino acids)
Biological process (GO): nucleobase-containing compound metabolic process; establishment of sister chromatid cohesion
Cellular component (GO): nucleus
Molecular function (GO): ATP binding; hydrolase activity, acting on acid anhydrides, in phosphorus-containing anhydrides; DNA binding
Source: RefSeq, a predicted model, not a curated record